Messenger RNA from Manihot esculenta (cassava), 1341 nucleotides. RefSeq names its product nuclear transcription factor Y subunit A-7. Gene Ontology annotation, cellular component: CCAAT-binding factor complex. The coding region runs from base 241 to 885 and encodes 214 amino acids. Lineage: Eukaryota; Viridiplantae; Streptophyta; Magnoliopsida; Malpighiales; Euphorbiaceae. Gene Ontology annotation, biological process: regulation of transcription by RNA polymerase II. Gene Ontology annotation, molecular function: DNA-binding transcription factor activity, RNA polymerase II-specific; RNA polymerase II cis-regulatory region sequence-specific DNA binding. The transcript is spliced from 7 exons. The record is from RefSeq and is a predicted model, not a curated record.
AUUAAAAGCACGGGUAGCAGCGAAGUGAGGAGAUUCCGUUUAUGUAAAUUUUUUCUUGUUUUUCCAAACAGAAAACAGAGACUGUUUGUAUAACGAAGCCUUUCUCUGCGGAAGCUAACGUCCUUUUCUUUCCCUCUGUAAGUAGUGCAGACUGCAGAAUAUGCCUGUGCUGAAGUUGCAGAAAUUCUGGAGGGAGGAUGCCUUAUCUUGUAUUGGCGACUUCGUGUGCAUAAUUGCCUCAUGACUUCUUCCAUGCAUGAUCCCUCAGAUAAUAGUGAGCCAAAUGAGCAGCAGGAACACGCAGAAUCUCAGUCUCAGUCAUCAUCUCCUGCAACUGCACUGGUGCACCCUGUGAUGUCAAUCCCAAAUGUUCAGUAUGCAACAAGUCCGCAGCUUGGUUCAGGGCAUGCAAUGGCGGCAGCAGCAGCAGCAGCAGCAGCUUACCCAUAUCCGGAUCCCUACUAUAGAAGCAUUUUUGCUCCCUAUGAUGCUCAGCCAUAUCCUCCACCGCCCUAUGGUGGACAACCAAUGGUCCAUCUUCAGUUAAUGGGAAUUCAGCAAGCUGGAGUACCUUUGCCAUCAGAUGCAGUUGAGGAACCUGUAUUUGUCAAUGCAAAACAAUAUCAUGGCAUUUUGAGACGUCGGCAAUCCCGUGCAAAAGCUGAAUCAGAAAAAAAAGCUAUCAAGUCUCGGAAGCCAUACUUGCAUGAAUCUCGACAUCUGCACGCAUUGAGAAGAGCUAGAGGAUUGGGUGGUCGGUUUCUUAAUUCCAAGAAGAAUGAGAAUCAACAAGAGGAUGAAGAUUCACCAGGUGUCAGAUCACAAUCCAAUAUCAAUCUUAACUCUGAUAAAAAUGAUAUUGCUUCCUCCGAUAACCAGUCUUGAUAUGAGCAAGUUGGUGGUAUGCUGUGGUCCCAAAAGUCAGAUAUUUAUAGGUGACAUCCUGGAGGAGCAUCCCCAGAAGUCAGUAUUGCUUUACUCUUGUUCUUCACAUAGAAAUCAUUAGUUUGUAUAGCUUUUUAUAGCAGUUGGUUUGUAGGGAGGUUGCAAAGACGGAGGAGGUAGUGUAAUUAAGGGGCAUGAGUAGUUGUCUUUGCAACAGCAGUUUUUAUUUGUAGUAUUUUUCAUGUUUUCCAUAGAGUAGAGUGAUGUGUGAGGCAUUUCUUUGCUUUCCAGAAAGUAGUCAAGCUCGAUAUUUUUCUACCAGAAAAGUUGGAAUCAUGCGAGUUGAUUAUGUUUCAUUAGCUUAGUGAAAAUUAGGUUGGGUGUUUGUGUGUAGUAUUAAGACCUUUGAUUACUUGUUAUUGUCAACUUAUCAAAUAAGAUGGAUGGUUUGAUUAA